UUGUAGCAAACUUCACCUGUUGUCAGCAAUUAUUUAUCAUUGAAGACUGACCACUAAUGAGAUCCCGUUAAAAUCAAUCGGAAUUGCAUAAAUUCCUAUAAAAAAAAAGAUAAAACUCAUCGCCUUCAUAUCAACCAGAACUUUAAGUCCUCAAACAUGGCCAGCUACAAGCCAAACGAUUCAAAAAGAGACGAGUUCAGAAGAUAUUUGGAACGUUCUGGUGUCCUUGAUGCCCUCACCAAAGUAUUAAUUGCUCUCUAUGAAGAGCCUGACAAACCAACUGACCCAAUAGAGUACAUUAGAAAAAACAUCGGAGGAAUGGCAGAGAUCACUGAGGAAGGAGCCGCGUCUGCUGGAGACUCCGAGUCUCUGGAAAAAAAAUUGCGGGACGCAGAAGCUGAAAAUCGUGAGCUGAGAGCUAAACUGGCCAAGAUGGACUUGGGCUCUGAGGAAUAGACUGCUGACGUAUUAAAAAAUAAUGAUUAUUACAUUCUAUUGAUACUAUAUUUCAUAUUAAUAUACUCUAUUUAUACAAAAAAAAAAUAUUCAAGUGCCUUGAAGGUGAUAAAUUUAACUGCAAGUUAAAUAUUUAUUUAAAAAUAUAACUGAAUAUAAAAUAAGUAUAUUUAAAUUACCAGUAUUUUUACUGUGAUUAAUUAAUCCAACUAUUGAGCUGUGACUAAGUGUUUAAUUUAUUUAACACUCGUAUGAUUUAAAUUUAAAUAAGAACUGACUUAUAUAGUUGUAAGACAAAGUAUUAAUAAAUGAAACUGUUAUUAACGCAAUUAAAAAUUCAAAUAAAUUUAUUACUGCUUAAAAUAAUUUGUUUUUUAAAAGCGUGGAGUUUUUUUUUAUAAUUAAGGUGAAAUUAAUUAUGACUUUAAUGAUAAUAAUACAAUGUAUGAUUAUUUAGACGAAGAUUUAGCUGCUUGCCUCUUCUUGACAUCCCAGUUGUAAACUCGCGCCAUGUUAACUUCAGUUGUCGUAAACUGAUCGCGAAUGAAGUCCAAGUCAUGCUCGACUUGAAUUAACUUCGUUUUAGCGGUUUCAAUAUUUUUAACCAUCAGUUCUUGUGCGUCAUCGAGAGUGUACUCCAACAUGACAUUAGCACCGAGCCACAGGCACACUUUGUCAGUUGGUGGAACUAUUGCUUUAGCAAACACUUGUUCAGACAACAAAAACUGAGUCUCAAGAUCUUGGCUGCUGUUUUUUUCAGCCUGUAAUUUUUUUAUCAUCUCCAGUGCUCUCUCCAGCUCGGGAAUUUGGGACCUAAGUCUCCGCCUCUUGCUGGCUAAAUUGAACUCCAUGAAUUUGUACUUGCUGUGAUUUUCAUCCAGCCUUUUAAGUACUUUGUCCACCUGGCCAUUGUUCUCGGGUAGUGCCAUGAAAGCAUCAACAUCUUCC
Messenger RNA from Microplitis mediator, 1404 nucleotides. RefSeq names its product c-Myc-binding protein. The record is from RefSeq and is a predicted model, not a curated record. Bases 157 to 456 code for a protein of 99 amino acids. Gene Ontology annotation, molecular function: transcription coactivator activity. Gene Ontology annotation, cellular component: nucleus. Gene Ontology annotation, biological process: regulation of DNA-templated transcription. NCBI's taxonomy places the organism in Eukaryota, Metazoa, Arthropoda, Insecta, Hymenoptera, Braconidae. The transcript has 3 exons.